GCCCGCUUCCAGUUUCCUUCGCUCCGCCGCCUGCCAACCGCAAAGCCGCCCGAGCCAGAGCCUGUGUCGUUCCUUUCACCCAGCUCAGCUGAUCGGUUGCCGCCGUCGCCGCCGCCGGAUUCCGAAGGCGAAGGACCGAGGCCGAGAGACAUGGACGUGCAGAUCGCCCCGCUGCGCGCCUGGGACGACUUCUUCCCGGGCUCUGACCGCUUCGCGCGGCCGGACUUCAGGGACAUCUCCAAAUGGAACAACCGCGUGGUGAGCAACCUGCUCUAUUACCAGACCAACUACCUGGUGGUGGCUGCCAUGAUGAUUUCCGUCGUGGGGUUCUUGAGCCCCUUCAACAUGAUCCUUGGAGGAAUUGUGGUGGUGUUGGUGUUCACAGGGUUUGUGUGGGCGGCCCACAAUAAGGACAUCCUGCGCCGGAUGAAGAAGCAGUACCCCACGGCAUUUGUUAUGGUGGUCAUGUUGGCUAGCUAUUUCCUCAUCUCCCUGUUUGGGGGAGUCAUGGUCUUUGUGUUUGGCAUCACCUUUCCUCUGCUGUUGAUGUUUAUCCAUGCGUCUUUGAGACUUCGGAACCUCAAGAACAAGCUGGAGAAUAAAAUGGAGGGGAUAGGAUUGAAGAAGACCCCAAUGGGCAUUGUCCUGGAUGCUCUGGAGCAGCAGGAAGAAAACUUGAACAAAAUCACUGACUAUAUCAGCAAAGUGAAGGAAUAAAAGCGUCGCUGGCCUGGUGAUAGGGUCACAGCAGAAAUUCAGUUCCAGUUUGCCCUUGUCCAGAUCUACUUUCUGUUUGUGUAUUUGAAAUAGGAGGUGCACGUACCACCCAACUCCCUAUGGCAGCAUGCGUAUAUAGGCCAAGCUCUUGCUAUCUCUGAUGUGACAGAGACAAGGACACAGAAAGAAAACCACCCCCAAUUUCGUCUGAAGUUUCAUAGGUGUUUAUGAAAACUGAUAGGAGAUGGAUCACCCUUAUUUCUUUAAGGGAAUAAGAGAAAAUAAAAGAAUUGUGACUAGUAUAGCAACAAUGCUGUUAUAGGAAAAAAGUAUUUGUCAAGUGCCAGAAAUGUGAGUAAAUGAAAGGCGGAUAAAGUAGAUGAUGUCAGGCGUUAGCCUAUUUCUCAUCCCUCCAGCAUCCCUCUCCAAGAAGUAUUUCCUAGGCUUGUAAUGUGUGGAGUAUAAAUUAGUUUAGUUUUUAUUGUGAUUCUUUUUAAAAUCAAAGGCGAUCUCUAUCACUUUGCCACCUGUUUGACGUGCAGUGGAAACCGGAUAAACCAGUUUAUACCUUGUUUACAAAUAUAAAGAUGGCUGUUUAGGGGAAUAUUUUGUCAAAUUUUUGUAAAUUUUUGAAAUACUGUUUUCACCAGCAGGUAUGUGUUGCAAACUUAGUGUCACCUUCUUUAAGGUUACAGCUAUGUCACCGACGUUAUUUAAAAAAAAAAAAACUUUAGUCCUGUUGAUAUUGCACAUUUUUAUUGUUAUAAUGGAAAAAAAAAGGUGUCUUAGAUAAUGGUUCCUUUAUUUUUUCAUUGUUUAGACUUUAACUGGAACAUUGAGAAAAAAGGAAAUGAAUGCGUUGUAUUAAUUCCUUAGAGACAAAAAGAGGAUGGUUAUAGCGGAUCUUUUGAAAACUGAAAAGCAUCUUUAGAUGACUGAGCAAAAAGACUUUUAAGAAUUAAAAUGGGAAUGAUUACCAGCUUGCGCAGUUCAUAAAAAAUUUUAGGUAGCAUUGUUAUAAGCAUAUGCUUUUAUAGAUGGACAUUAGAGCUGAGACAGCAUGAAUUUAUAUGUUCCGUUACUUUCUUCUCUUUACUUCCCAUGUAUUAGAAAUAAAAAAAAAAAAAACUAGUAUUAGAAAUAGAUCAGAGGAAAUGUUUUGCUUGCCAAUUUAGUGACUUCGUAGAAAAAGUAGAAAACAUUUAAGCUUCCCUAACACUGAGUUGUGCAGACAAUUGGAGCCGUAUUUGCUGAAGAAACUCUCUGUAUGUUCUAGAAUACGCAGCAACAACAUUUGCUGUUCCUAAUUUUUCUUGCAUUUUAAUUUCUCAGCCAACCUGCAGCCUUCAUCUCUACCCAUUGUUAUCACCAUGACUUCCCAGACAUGGUCUAGAAUCUGUACGCUUACCAAAUAUGAAAAAUAAAAUUUAGCAAAAGGUG
Molecule: messenger RNA, 2157 nt
Organism: Loxodonta africana (African savanna elephant)
Lineage: Eukaryota; Metazoa; Chordata; Mammalia; Proboscidea; Elephantidae
Gene: ARL6IP5
Product: ADP ribosylation factor like GTPase 6 interacting protein 5
Exons: 3
Coding region: 151-717 (188 amino acids)
Biological process (GO): negative regulation of transport
Cellular component (GO): membrane
Source: RefSeq, a predicted model, not a curated record